Messenger RNA from Magnolia sinica, 576 nucleotides. RefSeq lists its product as uncharacterized. The record is from RefSeq and is a predicted model, not a curated record. Bases 1 to 576 code for a protein of 191 amino acids. The transcript has a single exon. NCBI's taxonomy places the organism in Eukaryota, Viridiplantae, Streptophyta, Magnoliopsida, Magnoliales, Magnoliaceae.
AUGAGAGGUGAUAAGCAAACACGGAGAGCUUUCAUGAUCUGUUGUGGGGUCACAACCAUUUUCAUUAUCAUUCUCCUAGCAGUCUUGAUAGCCUUAUUUCUCACCGUCUUUAAACCCAAACAACCCCAAAUCCAAACCCAAUCUGUUAGUCCCAAAGGCAUUGAAUUUCAAGUGUUCCCCUUCCUUCAACUAAAUGUGACAUUAGGACUAGUGGUUACAGUAAAAAACCGCAAUUACGGAAGUUUCAAGAACGAUAACUCGACGGCAUUUGUUUACUACCAUGGAGAGCUUGUCGCGGAAGCUCCAAUCGAGCGCGGCAUGAUCCCAGCACGGUCCAGCCGCAAUAUCAGCACUACUGUGGAGAUUCUUGCGGAUAAGUUGCUAACAAGCCUUUAUUUUUGGGCUGAUAUUGGCACGGGGUCAUUGAAUCUCACCUCAUCUUUGACAUUGCAUGGGAAGGCUAGCUUUCUCAAGCUCAUAAAGAUUCACGCCACGGCCAUUAAUACAUGUGACAUUUCGGUAUUUCUUCACAGUGGGACGGUGGAUUCAAGUUGCCAUGCGAAAAUAAAGAUAUGA